CCGCCGCCGCCGCCAUGGAGUCGAACAGGGACGAGGCGGAGCGGUGCAUCGGCAUCGCCCUGGCCGCCGCCAAGGCCAACCAACCGGACCGGGCGCGCCGUUUCCUGGAGAAGGCGCAGCGCUUGUACCCCUCGCAGCGGGUCCGCGUUCUGCUCGAGUCACUCAACAAGAAUGAACAAUCAUCCAAUGGCCAGUUCCAAUCCAAGGAGUCCACAAAUCCCCAGUACAAGAAAACGACUGGAGACUUCCCAUCGGCCAACGGGGAGGCUGGCGGGGAGGCUCCCAAGGGUUAUACUCAGGACCAGGUGGAUGCAGUGAAGAGGGUAAAGCAGUGCAAAGAUUACUAUGAAAUUCUGGGAGUAAACAGAGAAGCUUCUGAUGAGGACCUGAAAAAGGCUUACCGGAAACUUGCACUGAAGUUCCACCCGGAUAAGAACCAUGCACCAGGGGCUACAGAAGCGUUUAAAGCCAUUGGUAAUGCAUAUGCGGUAUUGAGCAACCCAGAGAAGAGGAAGCAGUAUGACCAGUUUGGAGACGAGAAGCUCAACCCUGCUCGGCACGGACACAGCCACUCAGACUUCCACCGCGGGUUUGAAGCAGAUAUCUCCCCUGAAGACCUCUUCAACAUGUUUUUUGGUGGUGGUUUUCCCUCUAGUAACGUUCACGUAUACAGCAAUGGCAGGAUGCGAUAUACCUAUCAUCAGAGGCAGGACAGACGAGAACAUCAGGGCGAUGGUGGCCUUGGGUUGUUUGUCCAGCUGAUGCCUAUCCUCAUCCUGAUCAUUGUGUCUGCUCUCAGCCAGAUGAUGGUCUCCAGCCCACCCUACAGUUUGAGCCAGAGGCCGUCUGUGGGUCACAUACACAGGAGGGUGACAGAGCACUUGAAAGUCGUCUACUACGUAUCCGAGAACUUUGCAGAAGAGUACACAGGCACAAACCUAAAAAAUGUUGAAAGAAGCGUGGAGGAUGACUACAUCGCAAAUCUUCGAAAUAACUGCUGGAAGGAGAAGCAGCAAAAGGAAGGCUUGUUGUACCGGGCACGCUACUUCGGAGACUCAGAUCUGUACCAGCGAGCACAGAGGAUGGGCACUCCCAGCUGUAGCAGACUGUCAGACGUUCAAGCCUCUCUGCACGGAUAGUCACUGCCAGCCCACUCAGCAGAGGUCUAAGUACGAGCUGGCGAUGCUUCCCGUGACGCUGAAGCAUGGCACAUCAGUGCUUUUAAUACUUAAAUCUCUGUUUAAGACGCAAGUCUUCACGAGUCUCCUCUGGAUGCACACACAUAAUGGGGGGAAGCGCCGCCCUCUGUCAAGUGUACACACUUUAAUUGGGAGAUUGAUUUUGUUUAGUUUGCAUGUCAGCACCCUCAGCUCUCUCCAAGCUCUCUGUUUUCUCUGGCGUUGUUGGUGUUGGUUCUCUAGGAACAAAGCAAAAGCCCCAGGCAUGUUGGCGACUCAGCUGAGUUCUUGUCAACUGUGCAUUCGAUACAGUGGUAGUGUGUGCCUUGGCUGGUUGGAAGUUUUUUCCCGUGUCUUGCAAAGCCUUUACCGGCCUUGGGAGCCAGCUGCCACGUUUUAAUGAACCUUUUUGUUGCUUUAUUGUCUGUUUUAUUGAAAAGCUGUUAUCCUAUGGCACUUGAAGAAAUACGAUGACAGGGAAUGGACUCCUACAGCACAGAUGUUCCUUGCCCCCUGUGGCCUUUCCGUGACACUCAAGGAAAACAAAACAAACGGUCAGAGUUCGUAGCAGGCUGUAGAAGUAACUUACUGUAUUAAACCGAGAAACAAAGCUGAGCAUGAGUCUGGAAGACUCAUGGGUUGGAGAGUUUAAAUUAAGGCAAGUCUAGUAGCAUAGAGGAGACCAAGGUGCCCUGGGUCAUAGGAGAACCUAUGAAAAAAUUGGCGUGGAGUUUGGAGUUGCAUUUCUGCUCGCUUAUUUAGGCUGAUUUCACCUACCAGGUAUUAAAAAACCCGCAGGCUUCCUCCACCCACAAAACUGUUUGAAAGUGGGUUUUUUUUAGAAAACUGAAGGAGAAGCUCAGACCAAUUUUAGUUUUGUAGAUGCCAUUUAGGCCUGCAGAGACUUCUCCGGGACAGUGGAUAUCUAGCUACUUGAUUUGUACACACGAGUAAGAAGGUUUAGCAGUGGAAUUUUUGUUUGUUUUAUUUUCUUUGGCAUAUAGAGCACAUCUGAAAGUUUGGCCCUUAGAUCAAAUCCUAUGGGUCACAUUCUGCCUUUAUUUGGGUGUAUCCUGGUUUUGGAACCGUUGUUAUCUUGAUACGCCCACUGUCUUGUUUUGAUAACUGCACCUCUUGCUCAGUGAGAGAUGAGUAUUAAUUGCCUGCUUUUCUUUGUGAAAUGCAGCACUUCUCUGUACCCAUGAUCAGAAGAAGAGAAUCCCUCUUCAACAGAGGACCCACUGCACGUUGAAUUGGCGUGGCUGAAAAAGCCGCCCCCUGAAUCUAGGGGAAGGGUGGGAAGGGGAGGGGGGUACUGUGACAUGUAACUGGCUGGAGACUGACACAGUUACCGCUUUUAUUCCCAGACUCUUGAAAUGCCUGAAGACUUUUGGUGAAGUGCACUGAGCCGAGGUGACAGACUUUAUAUUUAAAGAAUCAAACGUUAAAUUAAAAUGGAAUUGGAGAAUUAGCAGCGCACAACUGCCCUCUUUCUUCUCUCUGUCUGUCUCCGCCGUUAGACGUCUCAGGCAGCAAUUAGAACAGGAAAUAAAGCUGCCCGUCUUCCUCCCUCCCUUCCAACACCGCUAGAGUGCGACAGUUUAGUUGCUCCUAGGAUACCACAACCAUGAGAACAAAUGUGUAGAGUGUAAAAUAAUUAAACAAAACUGCAGAAGCCACGAAGCAAAAGGAGGCUCUUCGUGCCUGCGCUGGUCAUUUCUGAUGGAGAGAGAAAUCGGACAAUUUGAUGAUAAAAGAAAGCUUAAAAAAAUAUAUAAUCUAUUUAGAAUUAAUUUAUAGCUGUAUAUAUGUUGUACUUUUAAACUAUGCAGGAGUUGGAUUAAAUUAUUAUGUUUUGUGCCAGGCUUAGUUUGCAGGGAAGCAGGAAGUGUCUCUUCCCAGGGUGGCCCACUCCGCAGAGCUUUCCUGCCUCAAGACACUAAAACGAGGAACACUUUGCAGUUGUUGUAUUUUGCUUUCUUGAGGACAACAGCAUUCUGUGGCUUAGGUUGUUGAUGCCUUACUUUGGGGUUUCAAUAAAAAUUUUCAAAUCUGUAGGGGGUGGAAAGAAAAGGAAAUUGUCCAGACAUAUGAUUUGUUUUUGCAACACUGGCAGAAGUUACAGCAGGUCAACUGAGCACUGACAUCUCAUUCAGUGAAGGAAAGGAUUGUCCUAGAUGGUUUUAGCUCAUCAGUUGUUCGGUUUAUCUGUGUGCGUAACUUUUUUUUUUUUUGCAGAGUCUGCUUUCAUUUUGCCUCGUAAUCAGUGUGCAGCAUUCGUUCUGUAAACAGGGCUUUCCGUAAGCUGUGUCCCUUUGUUCUUCUUUUAUUUUUUUUUCCCCUAAACUUGGGGUUCCUCUCCUACCGGCACUCCUACUUGUAAUGUGGCUGUGGCCUUGAUAUGAUAUUUCUGAUGUUUCUUUGAGGAGACCUGUAAAAUAUUGAUAUCCAUAAGAAACGGAGCUUUUUAUUGCUUCUGUUGAAAGAAGUUUUGCUGGGGGGGAUCAGCAAUCAGAGGAUAUACUUGAUCUCCUCAGAUUCCUGACUGAGCUUUGCAGAGCACUGUCACUAGAUCGCAGCUAAAGAUGUAGCUCUUUUAUAGCAACAACUUUGCCAAUCUUGCAUUUCAGAAGCAGGAAUGAUGCUGCAGAAAGCCUUGGCUUACCUGCUUUAUCAGGCAGGACCUGGAUUAGAGCAGCGGAAGAGCGCUCAAGGUUAUGUCCUCUCUCUUUUGUCACAUGCACAAGAGAAGCAAAAACGGAAUGAGUGAAGUUACCUUCAGUGGAAUAAACUGGAUUUUUUUGUACCCUGCAGUUAACUUUUGUCUAAAGACAUUUCCUGUGAGAACCAUCCCCAGACACCCUUAGGGGAAUUAAUCAAAACAGCAGUGGCUUCUGGGUAGGGUGGCAAGGGCUGGAAGAAAUGAGAGGUAAGAUGGUUUUAUUUCUUUAUCGUUAGAAAUCUGUAUGCUCUGUCUUUGGGUUUUUAUUUAUUUUGCAAAAUAUCAGCCCUCUUGUUGACUAUAAGCCUUAUUAUCCCACAGCUACCAUGACUUGGACCUGAUUUUAAGGGGUUUUGUUGUUGGGUUUUUGUUUUUAAUGUUUCCUUCGUCUGUGGAAGGAAUUUGGUGGAAGUAUGGCGUUAUGAAAUAACUCUUUAAUAAAGACACAGGCUAGUUGGCAUGAAGAGAUCAUGGAAGGGGCUGUAAGUGAAAGUCACGUUUGCAAAAGGUGCUGAAUGUCUUGCAAAAUUGCAUUCCCUGUCCAGAGCCUGCCCGCCAAAACCUUUUGAUUUUUUUUGAGUAGAUAUCCAUGGAUAAUAUGAGCGAGAAAGCAUAGAUCCUAAUGGAUGCUCACAGAAGCUGUAUUUCUUGAUUUAGAAUUAAUUAUAAAAUUGUACAUCUAUAAAUAAAUGUUUAUAACGUGAGAA
Rhea pennata is the source of this 4607-nucleotide messenger RNA. RefSeq names its product DnaJ heat shock protein family (Hsp40) member B12 (gene DNAJB12). Bases 15 to 1139 code for a protein of 374 amino acids. Gene Ontology annotation, molecular function: Hsp70 protein binding. The transcript is spliced from 8 exons. Lineage: Eukaryota; Metazoa; Chordata; Aves; Rheiformes; Rheidae. Gene Ontology annotation, cellular component: endoplasmic reticulum membrane. The record is from RefSeq and is a predicted model, not a curated record. Gene Ontology annotation, biological process: cellular response to misfolded protein.